AUGCUUCUAUGCAGAGUAUGCAUGUGUGGUCUACCAGUCAUGAAACGAAUUCUUCUGUUUUUUAUCCUGGCUGCUGCUGUUAUGUAUGGUAUACUGCAUGGAAAUCUGUGGAGAAAUAACCUCUACUGGAUUAGCUUUUAUGGACAGACUUCCUCUGUGAGGGCUUCUCCUUCCUAUGAGACUAGUGGAGUUACCCAGCUGCCACCUACGGCUGUGGAGAGAAGGGAUGCGCUGGAUACUUGUGUCCUGAAACCAGCAUUUGAAUCUUUACUGGGUGUUGACAAAAUAUACCCGUUCCUGUGUGCUAAUGAUUUUAUCAGAGUGGCGGAGUUCCACGGGAGUGAUAAGUUUGAACUACCUUAUGGAAUAAAGAGAACAGAGCAAUUCUUUCGUUUAGCCCUUUCAAGACUGCAGAACUGUGGACUUUUCAAUGAAGAUGACAGCAUUGCCUGUCGCCGGUGUGUUGUGGUUGGUAAUGGAGGAGUACUUCGAAAUAAGACAUUAGGGGAGAAAAUUGACUCGUAUGACGUGAUUAUAAGAAUGAAUAACGGCCCUGUUAUAGGGUAUGAAGAUGAUGUUGGGAGGAGGACGACCUUUCGCCUUUCUUACCCGGAAUCCAUCUUCUCAGAUCCGAUCCACUAUGACCCUAAUACGACUGUUGUUCUUAUUGUCUUCAAACCACGUGACUUGAAGUGGCUCUGGGAGAUACUGGGUGGUCAGAAAGUAAGUGCUAAAGGCUUUUGGAAGAAGCCGGCUCUGAACAUGAUAUACAAAUCUAGUCAAAUCAGGAUUCUUGAUCCCAGCAUCACCAGAAAAACUGCUUAUGAAUGGCUUCGUUUCCCAACAAGGUUUCCCAAGAAGGAGAAACCCAAGCAUCCAACAACCGGGCUAAUUGCCAUUACGCUAGCAUUUCACAUAUGCAAUGAAGUUCACCUGGCAGGCUUCAAGUACGAUUUCACUGACAGAAACAGUUCUUUGCACUACUACGGCAAUGACACAAUGUCUCAGAUGAUGCAGAAUGAAUACCACAACAUCAAUGCUGAGCAGAAAUUUUUGAAGAAGCUUAUAGACAAGAACUUUGUGGUCAAUUUGACGUGAGAGCUGAAUGGAACAUAUGAAGAACAAUCACUAUUUUCAAGAUUUGAAAAAAAAAAAAUAUAUUUUUUGUAUGACAUUUUUAUUUUUUAAGUGCAGCAUAACUGUUUACUGUUUAAAAGAAACACAGAAACCUCACUAAGGCAGAAGCUGCUUCUAAGCCUGAGGGUAAAAGACUAUUGCAAACAGUUAACUGAAUUUCUGUGAAGCUAUUUAAUAAUGGGAAAACCAUGAAACUUUCAGCUGAAAGUAUCAGGGAUAUAUAAAAACGUGAUGCAUAUCACUUAUUUAUCAACAAGAACUCUUUCAAAACAAUUACUUUUCUGGAAUACUUUUGUUUCUGAUGUUGUCCUCUAAAAGAGUUACACUGUCAAAAGACUGAGACAACUAGUGUUUAAUUAGUAGAUGGAUGUAAAGUCUUGAAUGUCUCUCCUGUAGCAUGAAAAUGGCUUUAAAGGGUUGCCUAUUAAUCCUUACUGCGUGUCUGGGAGAAGGGGGAGCGCACAGAGUGUGCAGGUUUUGGUCUGCCCUGCUCCUGAGGAGGA
Nestor notabilis (Kea) is the source of this 1640-nucleotide messenger RNA. RefSeq names its product ST3 beta-galactoside alpha-2,3-sialyltransferase 6 (gene ST3GAL6). The record is from RefSeq and is a predicted model, not a curated record. Lineage: Eukaryota; Metazoa; Chordata; Aves; Psittaciformes; Psittacidae. Gene Ontology annotation, molecular function: beta-galactoside alpha-2,3-sialyltransferase activity. The transcript is spliced from 11 exons. Gene Ontology annotation, biological process: glycolipid biosynthetic process. Bases 1 to 1098 code for a protein of 365 amino acids.